Molecule: messenger RNA, 2044 nt
Organism: Aspergillus ochraceoroseus IBT 24754
Lineage: Eukaryota; Fungi; Ascomycota; Eurotiomycetes; Eurotiales; Aspergillaceae
Product: CCCH zinc finger protein
Exons: 4
Coding region: 300-1679 (459 amino acids)
Molecular function (GO): metal ion binding
Source: RefSeq, a predicted model, not a curated record
GGAAAAGAAACUUGGAAACAAUAAACAAUAAACAAUAAAGGCUGUGGUUGAUAUCACGCGCAGCCAGUGAAUGCCUAUAAUACACUACCGGACGGUGGUGAUUCUCUUGCUUCCUCCUUCAUUUCCCACCUUCAUUCGUGUCACCAUUCACCAUUCAUAGAAGAGUUCAUAAGCGCCGUUCGCGCUCUCUAAUUUGCACUUCCUCCCAUCCUCAUCCCAUAUUUUCUCCUCUGAUUUUGGUUUUCCCUUCCAAAUAGCCUUUCCUGUACCAUUGAAUACGCCCGGGUUGGCUAGCCAUCAUGACAGCUCGAGCCUAUUUUGAACGCUAUACGCAACUGACCUCGAUAGAACAGAAGAAGGAUGAUUUAAUUGAGGAACUCAUCCAACGAGUGACUGAGCUUGAAGGUGCAUAUCAACAAGAACAGCUGGAUCAUGAACGCGCAAAGCGCUUCAAUCGUGAUAUACAACUUCAUGAGAUUGAAUUAAUGGAACAGAUAUCCAGGACUAAAGCUAUUAUGAACCGUGAACCCUUCGUAAUCGUACUUUUAGACGGAGACGGGAUAAUCUUCCAGGAGGAGUUCCUGCAGCUAGGCGAACGGGGUGGGCAGAAAGCAGCAAAGGCCCUAUAUUCUGCUAUCGAGGCCUAUAUCGCAGCCAGUUUUUCAAGUAUUGUUUCACCAAAGAUAAUGGCCAAGAUGUUUGUCAACAUGAAGGCAUUAUGUGAGAGCUGUGUUCGUGGUGGAAUCACCACAGACCCAUCCGUGCUGGACGAAUUUGCCCGAGGCUUCAAUGGGAGGUUUCCAUUGUUCGACCUCGUGGAUGUUGGAGUUGGAAAGGAUGCGGCGCAUGAUAAGAUUAAGGAGUCCUUUCACCUUUAUCUGUACAACUGCCAUUGCCACCAAAUAUUCAUGGGAUGCUCGGACGAGCCUGCAUAUACUCAAAUUUUGGAGGAUACAUUAACGGAUAUGAAGCUUUUAGGGCGCGUGUCAUUGAUUGAAGGAAUUCCGUUCGGAAGAACCCUGGACUCUCUGAAAACACACUAUAGGUCUACGAAGUUUCCUGAACUGUUUCGAGAUUCCAAAAUCAUGCCGGUCUGGGCUCCGUGGAAGGCUGCAGUCGCGACGAACCCUCGUUCCCUGCUCACCCCGUCGCCGACUCCUCUUGUAACACCGCUUUCGCGAACCUCAAGCAACACCACGGCAACAAGUAUUAGCAUUCCCAUAUCGUCGGGGUCUGCCAAUCCCUCGAGCCCUGAUGAGUUCCAAGUGGUGCGUUCCAAGUCCAACUUAACCUCGCGGUCAAAAACCGUGGAGCGGAAUAAGUACGGCCAACGUGUAGACCGACUUGAUUUUAAAACCAUUCCUCGAGAGGAAGUGAGUCGCAUGAAGAAACUGAAGCUUUGCAAUUUUCACUUCUUACAAGGCGAAUGCCCCAACGAGAACUGUCAUCACGACCAUUCGCGCAAGCUAACUAAGAAUGAAUAUUUAAUCUUAACCGCCAUCGCGCGAAUGACGCCAUGCCGUUAUGGGUUGGAAUGCAACGAUGCAGAGUGUAUGUAUGGACAUCGAUGUCCCCAAAGCGAACCAGGGAAAAAAGAAUGUUAUUGGGGCCAGAGCUGUCGGUUUGAUACCGCAGCACACGGCGUUGACACCAAUAUCGUCAAAGUGACCAAAGUUUAAUCAUUUCCCCGCCUUUUACUUUUAUAAUAAUCUCGCCAUAAGAACAUCCCUAAUCCGUUUUUUUCUGUCUUCGCUUCCGGGCUCAUAACCCUUUGGCGCUAUGGGUUUUAGGAAAAGCAGCUGCAUCAAUCCUGUCCUUUCCCCCUGUUAUUAGACAGGGCGGCCGAGAAUCGCUUCAGGGUUUGGCAAUUCUAGCUCGGGCUGUACGUUUCUUUCUCUAGUACAUUAUUCCCCUGCCUUCUUUGCAUUUAGGUUAAAAAAGAUAUGUAUCCAUUGUUGAAUUAUGACAAGAAAAUAAAGGUCAUGAUGCACCUAUUCAAUUAUACUUCAAUUGGGUGACUUUAACCAUCAUGAAUGACAGUCAU